Molecule: messenger RNA, 5115 nt
Organism: Ictalurus furcatus (blue catfish)
Lineage: Eukaryota; Metazoa; Chordata; Actinopteri; Siluriformes; Ictaluridae
Gene: ccdc9
Product: coiled-coil domain containing 9
Exons: 15
Coding region: 717-2783 (688 amino acids)
Source: RefSeq, a predicted model, not a curated record
UCUAUAGGAGGUUUGGUACGUUGUCAGGAAGUAGAUGGAGUUCUUACCGGAAGUAGUUCAGGGACACUUUUGACAGUUUCUCUGGCCGCAGAAGCACGACACACUACCUUUCACGUUUUGGUUGCUGUUUCUUAUCUCUCGGAUAAAACUGCAUAAUAUUAUGUAAUAUAAGUUUGUAAGGUUUAAGUUUACUUCGUUGUUAGUCGCUCCGUUGGUUACCUCACAGCUUUGCUAAUUAGCCAUUAUGCUAAGACUAGUGUUUGUUCGGUCCUCGGUGUUGAACUUGCAGUGUAACUGAUUAGGAAAAGGCUUUAAAAACCACUGCAUUAGCGUGUAUUCAACAACAUGGCCACCUGAACAAGCAUGAAGCUUUGUAACAUAAACGUGUUCAGAAUAUCAUACUUUUAACAUUAUACUGGUUAGAUUUCUCCUACUACAGGCCUGUUUAUCCUGUCCUGAUUAUUCUUUUAUUCACUCAUCAGGAAUUUUUAUGUCUUUAGUAAAUUUUAAUGUGAAGUAUUGCACUGGAAUGAAGUUGCUCUAUAAAAUAGUAGUGUGUCGUAUAUGUUUUCAGAUACCAUGAAUUUUCUGAUGUGUGUGUGUGUGUGUGUGUGUGUGUGUGUGUGUAUUUUUUCUAUUUUGGUCGAUUAUUUAGAUCUGUUCUCUGAGAGAUUGUAAGCCCAGCAGUGUGUUUGUGUAAAGACAGGCUUCCAGCCAUGUCUGCUGUGGUCGAUCUGAAGACGAAGGAGGAGAAAGAUGCGGAACUGGACAGACGUAUUGAAGCUCUGCGGAAGAAAAACGAGGCUUUAAUGAAAAGACACCAGGAAAUAGAAGAGGACAAAAAGAAGGCUGAGCAGGAGGGCAUUGCCGUGACGACACACCGCAAACCUCGCACUCAUGAGCCUGAUUCAGAGCGGCGGAAGAUUGAAAAGGAGAACAUAACUGUGACAGUUCUGUCUAAACCCAGCGGGGUAAGACCAUCAGUGUCGAUGCAUCAGAGCAACCCAAGUGAUCAUUGUGAAAGUCGGGUGGUGAAUGAUAGGCAGUCAGCACCACACCGUGGUGAUCGUGAAACAGAAGAGGGGUUCGCUGGCUGGCCCCCACAUAGGACAGGAUCUGGGCGGCUGAGCAGAGGUGGGCAGCGUGGAGGUGGUCAUCGCACCGAGAGAAGAGAACCACGGGAAGAGGAAGUAGGAGGAGGAGGAGAGGGCCCUUCUCACAAUGAACGCUCCCGAGGACGACGGGGAGGAAGAGGAGGAAGAGGAAGCAUGGAGCAGGGUGGCUCUGGGACAGACAGAAAAUCAAAGGAGUGGGAAGAGAAGAGACGACAGAACAUUGAGAAGAUGAAUGAGGAGAUGGAGAAGAUUGCUGAGUAUGAGAGAGGUCAAAGGACUGAAGGUGAAAAGUAUCCCACCCGGAACUUUCUGGAUGAUCCACGGCGCAGUGGACCAAUUCCUGAGAUGGAUCGCAAAGAGGGGAGCCGCAGGCACGUCCGCAACUGGGGUGGACUGGAUUUUGAAAAUGUUAAGACUGGAACUGAGGGAGAGAAAGAGUGGAUGAAUCGGAGACCUGGAGGGAGAGGAUCAAUGGAUAUGACUUUGUCGAUGACGGGCAGAGAACGGGCUGAGUAUCUACGCUGGAAAAAGGAGCGUGCGCAGAUCGAUGAAGAGAGAUUGGCUCGUCAUCGUAACGCCACUGGUCAGUGGAGACGAGAGUGGGAUGCCCAGAAAACAGAUACAAUGUUCACAGAGGACCCAGCUGUGGGUGGAGAGGGCAUGCCAGAACCGAGCAGCAGGAGAGCAGAUAGAGGGCGUAAUGCCCGUACACAGCAACGCAGAGGGGCUUCAGACGAUAGCAGAAAAAAAAAGGCACCCACAUUUGGAGAUUUCUUAGGGCAGGGCAAACUUGGAGAGGCGGGCCGUGGAGGCAGAGGAAGAGGGAAAGGUCAAGGUCAUGGAAAGAGUUACAGUAUGCAUGAUAAUCGGUGGGAAACGGAGAAAGAGGAAGAAAAAGGGAAAAAGGAGGAACAGGAAAAAGAAAAGACAAAGGAAACGGAUGAGCCCAAAGCUCCAUUAGAAAAGAAGCAGAUUGCUGUUGUUAAAGAGAAAUCGGUUGCUGAAGAUGAAGAUGAUGAGUGGGUGGAUGCCAGUGAUGUAGAUGAAGAUGAGGCAGUGGAAGAGUCUGAGGAUAAAGAAGGUUCUGUGAAAGAUUGCAAACCCAAGGAGAAGAGCCAUAGCUCCCCUGCUCCAUCAAGUCCCAGUCCUAAGGAACAGAGGACACCCAGACCCAAAGUGCACAUCCCGUCUUCCCCUCAGGAGUGUCUCGCUACCCCAGAAGGCACAAAGCCUCUCAGCCCCUUUUCCCCUCCUGAGGGCCACCAGCCUGUAUCAGACUGGGGAGAGGAGAUGGAGAUGCUAUCCCCUAAAAGCAGCUUGGGUGAGAGUCCCUUGAGGCCCAACAGUAAUGAAAGCAGUCCAGCUCAGAACAAGAGCCGGGAGGAGGAGGAGGAGCAAAGUAAUGAUGCGACAGACCCACCCAAGCAGUCCGACAAACAGAAUGACACACUGCCUGUACCAGAGUCAAGUGCUCCUGCUGUCCAGGAAGAAUCAACAUCACUCCAUGCUGAUUCCCCCUCUAGCAGCAAUAAGCCCACAGAGCCUGCAGAUGAUUCAACCACACAGAAGGAAGAGAGUGCAGUCCCUGCUGUAGAGCUGGAUUUGAAGCAAUCUGGAAGUGAAGGUGCAACUCCAGUUGAGUCCACAGAUCAGACAUGCUCAGGCUAAAGAGUAACUGCAAUAAUAGCAGCACUAGUGAUCUUGCGAGAGAAGAAAAAAGGUAAGAAGUGAGAAGAACACCAGGCCUAAUAGAUAUCCACUGCCUGAACAUAUGGAGGAUGGCAGGCCCUAUGAUUACUUAUUCCCACCUCCAAACAGCUAAUUUGUAUGAUAUUUUGUUCUCUCGGUACAAAUGAUUCUAGUGCUACAUGUGUUGCAAAAUCUAGGACUGGAAUUUACGAGUCUCUGCAAACCAUUUAUGUGACACUGUAAAGAUAAUGCAGCACAUUAUAUGCAAGGAGGCAAAAAAAAAACACACCUUAAGAAUAGUAGCUGUUUUACAUGACAUUUGGUCAGAGUUCACACCUUAUCCUAGUCACAAGAUACAUUUGCUAUCAGAAAUAGUUUGGAGGCAAUGCUAUUUUUGCUUCAUGCUGCUUUAGUCCUCAAGGGUUAGUCAAUCAAAUGCAUGCUUUAGUUUGUGUAUGAUACCUAUGCAAACAAAAUGGAAAGGGGCAUUAGGAUUAUCAAAGUUAUUUGUAAAAAUCUGGAUUUUCUGUUGGGUUUUUUUUUGCUUGUUUUUGUGUUUUGUUUUGUUUUUUAUUCAUGGUUAAGAUUGUAAUUUGCCUGCAAAAUAAGGUGCUAGAUAUGCUCACAUUUAUCAUUUGUGACCUAAACUGUAUGUGUAUGUAUUAUGACCAAAGAUGUUUCUUAGAAGGGGUUUUGUAGAAGACUUUAGCUCUGUUAGGAAAAAUAAUGAACAUUUGAGGCAACAUAGAAAGUGUGCCUCAAUAGAACUAACCUUGGUUUUGGAUUUUUAGUUUUUAUCUUUGUUUUGUUUGUUUUUAUGCUCUCCAUUUUUGUCUAGGAAUUUUUCUUGUGAAAGCAGGCAGUUUGGCUCAUUGAGGCUGUUUUAGAAGCAUGGGUUUCUAUCUUUUAGCAAAUUUAGUGAAGUAUAUCGAUUGUAAUAUUAAGUUUUUUAAAAAUGGUGUACAUUCCAAUGCUUCGUGUGUCAUCUUUCACUGUUUGCAUUGAGAACCCUCAGCUUAAGAAGAAGAAGAAGAGAAAAAAAAAUGCAACAAAAAAAUCUUGAAAUUUGUGAUUGUAUUGUGUCUAUCUGCAAAUGGACUCUCCUUGUGUUUACUUUAUAAUUAGAUCUAGGUUUGCCUCUGUUGGUGUUUCAGCAAUGCACAUGUGGUUGUAUGAUUUUAAGUGUUUGUAAGAUUCAUCCCAGAGUGAAACACUAUUAUAUCUCAAUCAUUUAUUUUUAAUGAAGAUUAUGAAUUAAUGCUUUUGCCUUUUCAUUUUUCAUGGAAAUAAUGCAUUGUGUUAUUUACGUUGUAGUUUCUUUUUAAAUAAAUGUAUAUCUUUGCUUUAAAUCUCCUUCUCUACAUAUAUGGGUUUUGGUUGUUUUUUUUUUGAACCGCUGUCCCUGCUUUGUAAAUUAAUAUGCUCCCAGAGAAGCAUAUUUAAACAUGGUUUUUGUUGACAUAAACUCCAGCUGCAAUCAGAAUUAAAGGAAAAAUCCAUCCUAAACAACUAGUAUAUCAAUCUUCAUAAUUAAUGUGGUAGUCAAUCGUAUCCAAGAUUUAUUUUGAUCUGUGUUGUUUUGUUUAGUUUAAAUUUCUUUCAUUGACAUGUUGGUCUGUUUACACUUUGUUUAAAGAUUUCCUACAUUACCCACAAUGCCAUUUGACUACCUGCUGAUAGUAGUGCCAGUGGGAAUUUAUCUACCUAAAGAGACCCAUGAAGCCGCACUUUAGUCAGUCCAGUUCUCUCACCUCUCCAUCUGUACACUCAGCACAAACAGAUUAGAGUCCAAAGCUACACCCUUCCUGCUAAUUCCACUAUAAACAGGAACUCACUUGCCAUCUCAUAGAUAACUAAUUAGCUAAGCAAAGUGAUUCUGACAUAAUUCAGUGUAAUAGCAUCUUAUGGAUUUGGAAAUACAGCUUUUGUCUUUGGAAAAUUUUGCUCAACUGCUUCUAUGGAGAUUUCUCUUUAAUAUGACAUUGAAUGUAACUGGAAAAUGGUAAGUGCGGGGCGACUCUUGCUAUGUUGUUUUUAGGAGUUAACAUUUAACCAUGACAGUUAUCCCUUAUGGUUGAAAGAUGUUCUGAGCUAGAAAUGUCACCUUGUGACAUCAACUCCUCAGAGGAAUAAUGAAAACACAGCAUCAACUAACAAAUUAGCACACGAAUUGCUCAACACAGCACAAAUAUUUCACCACCUCACUGAUGAAAGUGUUUCAAGGCUGAGUUUUCCUUUAAAACCCAUCAAUCAUUACUGAUCCCUAAAACCGGAGUUGGAACCACAGGCCCCGCCCCAAACCCCGCCCACA